Messenger RNA from Durusdinium trenchii, 2840 nucleotides. The record is from the annotation of a GenBank genome assembly. NCBI's taxonomy places the organism in Eukaryota, Dinophyceae, Suessiales, Symbiodiniaceae.
CUUCUGCCAAGUGUGUUCGGCUGUGCUCCACCCUCAUGAACUGUUCGGCGUGCGGAAAGCGGUACGAUCUGCGUGCGGCUCUGAGUCCUUCGGGUCGCCGCUCGGUCGCCCGCGAAUCGCGAAGCUCAUGGCGAGUAGUUCCAGUAGCGAGAGCUCAUCGAGUGGGGAGGAAGAGGUGGAAGAGGUGGAGAAGGCUGGAGAAAAGCUUGAGGAUGAGGUCCCAGAGGCGGGUUGACUGGCGGACGAGAAAGAAGCACGAGCAUGAGCAUGAAGGAAGCACGAAGAUCCUGCAUGCUUUCGACGAUCUCUAUAAAACAGCUCAAUGCUGCUAAAUGCACAGGGAAGGCACUGAGGAAGUUGGAGGAAUAUGAGGUAGAUAAGUGUAGUACUUAUAUAGGGGAUCCCAAUGGAUGUCUCCAGAGACGGCAAACCACGGUUUUUCGUUAAGAGUGGUAGCCACUUCGAUGGAGGCAAUACACAUUGAUACAGAUGGUGCCUCCGCUACAUGAUCCUGCCCCGUGUCCUUUUCGGUCUUUCUGGUCCAUCUUUCGGUCUUCCCGGUCCCGAGUUUUUGUCUUGUGGUUUGGUGCCAUCGAACCUCUGAAACCACUGUAGGCUGUGAAAAAGCCGGGAGAAUCUGCAAGGUAUGAACAGCUGAUCAGGCUCCAUAUCCUGAAAAAGCCAUGGUUUUACCAUUUCGGAAGCUCGCAGCUGUUUGGGCCUUUCCUGUGGCACCCCGCUGGCGAAGCUGUGAACACAUCCGAAGAUCCAGCAGAUUCUCUUGAAGGAAGAAAUCCGCGACCGCCAGUUUUCACCGGAUCUCCUCCCCAGACCCCAGGUCUUUUCGCUGAUUCUGCUGCCGCUGAUUCUGAGGCUCCGGCCGAAGAAAGCUCCGAUGCCAGGCGGUGGAGAUCACCAACGAACUGCCAGACUUCCCUGAAGACUUGGACGAAGACUUGGAGAAGCAGCCCAGCAAGACACAAAUCAUGCAGGCGCGGAAGGCGCAGAAGGAGGCCACGAGGGAUCUCACGCGCUCCUUCACCACGGGGCUCAUGCCAAUCUCUUUAAGUGCUCGCUCUUCCAGCGAAGACCCUGCGGAAGCUGAGGAGGAGGGACCGCUGGGGAUGGACAGUGCGCGGCAGGUGGACAGCCCGCGCAGCCCGCAGGAGGAGCAAGGUCCUCGUCGUUGCUGUGCUCCGCUCGGCGCGGUCCGCGCGCGCGGCGCCGCCUUGUGGUCCGGUGCCGCGGAGCGCUGCGAGCGGCGCUGCGGCUGCUGCCUGCGGGCGGCGCGGUGCUGCGGUGACCUGUGGGAGGCCUUUGAAGGACGAUGUCAGGCCUUGGCGACAGCGAUCCGCUGCUUUUGUUGCCCUUUGAUCCUCCUGCUGCGCAUCCUCAGCUGUGGCCUUUGUGGUUGUCGCGCGCGCCGCGUCAAGCGCAGUGGCAGCCUGAGACGUACCAGGACGAGGAAGACGGUGAAUCGAAGCACCAGUGUGGUCGGCCGCAGCACUUCGGCCGGGGCGGGGCGCCUCACGCGCAGCUCCACGUCUGCUGGGCGCCUGACACGAAGCUCCACUUGGGGGAGCAGCAAAUACUCGGAGGGGCCACGCGAGCAGCCGCGAAGCCGGCUGAAGGAGAUCAAGCCACGGGUGAAGGUGACACCGCCCGUCGGUGCCGCUGGUGCCGGCGGAAGCGCCGGAAAGGCCACGGCGCAGCGCUCGGGGAAGGAGGUCUCCAAAGCCACCAGCGCGCGGGAGGAGUUCAGACAGGUCCGGAAGACCACCUUGCAGAAGCUGCCCGAGAUCAUUGAGGAUGAAGAUGAGGAACUCGAGAUCUUGGAGGGCUGGGAGGCCUUGAUCUGGACCGAUUUCCUGCCCUGGAACUGGUCUCAGACCUACCAGGUUUGGAAGGAGUCGCGCGUGGAGAUGUGGCAGCACUUGGGCCCCGUGCUCGUGAAGAUGGAGGAGGGCGAUGAUCCAGAUGGGCUGUGCCCGACAUGGGUGAUGCGCAAGUGGCGGAUCUUCGUUUUGGCCUACUGGGAUCCGUUCUUAGAUCACCUCCCUGGCCCUGGACGCGUCCUCACCUGGCUGCUGUGGAGCUCCUUGAUCGUCCCGGUGGUUUUGUUCGGCGUCUCCAGCGUUCUGCUCACCGUGAGCGUUUUGCGGAACUUGGAGUACGUGGAGGGCCGCUGCCAGAUUGAGCAGCUCCCCGAGAGCUUCGAGACACAGCGCGGGGCGGUCACGCAAGUGAGAGGCACCUACCUCAUCCGGCGCUUCUAUCGCGCGUCGCCCGAACGCCUCGCGGGGCAUGUGGUCCAGAGCUGCCAGAUCCAAGUGCCCUGCGAUCACGUGGAUCUGAGCCGCACCGGGCGCAUGGAGGAUGACCGGUGUGACAGCUUCAAGAUCUGGGCCUGGAAAGACCCGAUUACCUGCUUCUACCACCAGUCUGACGAGUAUGGCACCUUGCAGCGCGAACUGCUCUGCCUGGCGCGGCCCAGCGACCUGCAAGAGGAGGUCUUUGGUGUGAUCCUCAGUGCUGGUGCAGUGCUCAUGUCGCUCCUCAUCGUGGCACUGGUGAAGCUGCGCCGAAGGCUGGAGAGAAGGGAGGCCCAGAAGCAUCUGCAGGAGUUUGCCGAGCAGGAGGAGAAGGAACGACAAGAGGCUGAUGCGAUCGCUCUGAAGCAGCGACCCGGUGGCCAAAGACCCGGGUCCCGGGACGAUGGGCCGGUCCGAGACGAUGGGCCGGUGAUGCGUCGGAGAGAUCGGGACUGGUUGGUGUUUCAAAGAUGUGUUGGGUGUUCAACCUGGGAAGAUGGACUUGUAUUGACUUCUUCCGCUGGUUGA